Mucor mucedo is the source of this 2183-nucleotide messenger RNA. RefSeq lists its product as uncharacterized. NCBI's taxonomy places the organism in Eukaryota, Fungi, Mucoromycota, Mucoromycetes, Mucorales, Mucoraceae. The coding region runs from base 24 to 2183 and encodes 719 amino acids. Gene Ontology annotation, molecular function: protein binding. The transcript has 3 exons. The record is from RefSeq and is a predicted model, not a curated record. Gene Ontology annotation, cellular component: cytoplasm.
CUUUUGUUGUUUGUUUCCGGGAAAUGCAGGCAACACGCUCCUUUCAAGCAUCAUUGUGUUUAGACAAUCAAAAUAUUACACUUGAUAUUCAAAAGGGUCAAAACCUAAAAGACUUUACACAACACAUUGUUCAAUCAUACCAUUUACCUACCCAUGUCAGUGUGUCCAUCUAUUCCAGCAUUCAAAGAGCCAUGACGUGUUCGACAACAAGAAAAGAAGGAGGAGGAGGUCUAUCCCCUUCUUCUAAAAAGGAGCUGCGUCAUUUAUUUAUGGAUGCAUAUCAAUCAAAUACACUUCAAUAUAAUAAUAAACCAGAAGAAGACAUCUUUCCUCGUGCAUAUCACACUCUUGUUCAUUGUCCUAUCGCCACUAUUUUCGACACUCUACUUGAACUAGAACAAAGUUAUGCUAUUGCUAUUGGCGAACUAUUGGCGUCGGGGGAAGAAGAAUUCAUGCAGAAAUUAGAAGCCGGAGCUACAGAAGAAGAAAUACAAGCAUUUCAGUUGGCCUGUCAAUCAGAUAUAUCACAUACACAACAAACUCAACGACAAGAGUAUAGAGAAUUUGUUAUUGAACUCUACCGUGAAUAUCAAUCCAGACUGACUUUACUACCCGAUCUUAAACUUCAAGAUGAUGCAUUGGCCUUGUCAAAGUUGGAUGGAAAAGAAAUCGUUGAUACCGCUGCUCGUCGUGUACGUCGUUUCGAACCUCCUCCUCCUUCAACUCACAUUGAUUCACAUCAUCCUGCCAAUCGAAAAAGAACUGCAUCACUUGCCAGUAGUACUCUACCCAAAUCAGAUCCAAUCGAAUCCGCACAUGUAAAAAGUAUUCAAGAGAUGGGAUUUUUAAAGGAUCAAGCAGAGACUGCUUUACUAUUAUCAGGUGGAAAUAUGGAGGCUGCCAUCGGUUUAUUACUUGAAAAUCCAACCAAAGUAGAUGCCUCUAUAGCCGAACAAAGGCUAUCUGUAAAAUCAAGUACGAGUACACCUUACCGUCGAUCACAUUCCCUCAGUCAAGUGCCCAGACCCAAUCUCAUGGCUUCACCUCCUUCUUCUGUACGUAACGAUAGACGUCAUUCACUGCAAAGGUUUUCUACCACACCUACCUUUUUAAAUAUUACCACCAGCAAAUCACCAGCAUCUGCUUCUGUUUCCUCAUCUGCCAAUAACAAGAGUUGGCCCAUUUCAUUCUUGCAACAACAAAAGCAAAACAUGGAAAACACAAACCUUUCCUCUAUGAAGAAACUGGGGGGUUGGUUAGGAAAGGCCAUGGAAAAUCUUGGUAUCGAUCAUGAUGCACAUAAACAAAGGGAUCAACCACAAUUGGUUGAAUCCUUUAGUAUCAAAGUGGGUACCACCCAAAUCACAUCGUCCCAUAAUUUACGCUUAUUAGUCAUUGAUGAAGCCACCGAGAUUUUUCAUCCACCUUAUGAUCCACCGCGUGAAAUGGCCUACCGUGCUGAAACUGCAACAAAGCUCUAUACAAGCUCUCUCAGUGCAGCCAUUGUCUUGAUCGAUCUACAGGACUGGGAUGGCUAUAAAUCCGGUAAAAAAUCAAAUGGGGCCCUUUUCGCGCGUUGUCAACAAUCCACAGAAUUUCAUUUUGCUGAUAUCGAAUCUCAAAUCACUCAAAUCGAACAGGAUUUUAGUCUUCAUCCCACUCGAAUCACAGAGGGCACCUUUUUUAUCACAAAGCAUUCCAACUUACCUAGAACACAAGUCGUCUUUCAUCUCUUUAUCGACAGUACAGCUGUGGUGGACACCGACUUGUCUAAUCGCCACCCUCUCAUGAUAGGUCUACGUAAUGUCUCCAAAAUGACCACACAAUUCGAUAUAUCCAGCAUCUCCAUCCCCUUGCUCUUUUUACCCGACGGCUUCAAUGAGAAACACGAUAGUGCUUGGCUUCAGAAACGAGGUGAGGUGGUCAUGAAAUGUAUCAAGGGCUUUCUUAGUGAGAAUUCACGUAGUGGUAAACGCGUGCAGAACGAAGGUCUGGAUCGUGCUGAGAGUAUGGGGGGAGGUGGUAUGCGCAAUAUCGAAUUUCUGUUACCCAAGAGACCCGAUGUCUAUGGUCCCAUCUCUACCUCCACUGAACCUACAUCAUCCAAAGGCGUGCCUCAAGAAGUCGAGGUGGCAUUUCAACAAUUUAGAGCUUUAUUGGCCUAUUUAUUUCGUACCAGUUGA